Bubalus bubalis (water buffalo) is the source of this 1782-nucleotide messenger RNA. It is a transcript of the gene XBP1, whose product is annotated as X-box binding protein 1. The record is from RefSeq and is a predicted model, not a curated record. Gene Ontology annotation, molecular function: DNA-binding transcription factor activity, RNA polymerase II-specific; RNA polymerase II transcription regulatory region sequence-specific DNA binding. NCBI's taxonomy places the organism in Eukaryota, Metazoa, Chordata, Mammalia, Artiodactyla, Bovidae. Gene Ontology annotation, cellular component: nucleus.
GGCCCACUGGGCAGCGGCGGCGCGCACUGGCGUAGACACGCUCCGGCCAUGGUGGUGGUUGCACCCGCGCAGAGCCCGGCCGCCGGGGCCCCUAAAGUACUCCUUCUGUCCGGCCAGCCCGCUGCUGUCGCCGGAGCCCCGGCAGGCCGGGCUCUGCCGGUCAUGGUGCCGGGCCAGCAAGGGGCCAGCCCGGAGGGGGCGAGCGGGGUUCCGCCCCAGGCGCGCAAGCGACAGCGCCUCACGCACCUGAGCCCCGAAGAGAAGGCGCUGCGGAGGAAACUGAAAAACAGAGUAGCAGCUCAGACUGCCAGAGACCGGAAGAAAGCUCGAAUGAGUGAGCUGGAGCAACAAGUGGUAGAUUUGGAAGAAGAGAACCAAAAACUUUUGUUAGAAAAUCAGCUUUUACGAGAGAAAACUCAUGGCCUUGUAGUUGAGAAUCAGGAGUUAAGACAGCGGUUGGGAAUGGAUGCCCUAAUGACUGAAGAGGAAGCAGAGACCAAGGGGAAUGGAGUGGGGCUGGUGGCCGGGUCUGCUGAGCGCAGCACUCAGACUACGUGCACCUCUGCAGCAGGUGCAGGCCCAGUUGUCACCCCUCCAGAACAUCUCCCCAUGGACUCUGAUGGCAUUGACUCUUCAGACUCUGAGUCUGAUAUCCUGUUGGGCAUUCUGUUCAACUUGGACCCAGUCAUGUUCCUCAGAUGUCCUUCCCCAGAGUCUGCCAGCCUGGAGCAGCUCCCAGAAGUGGACCCAGAAGGACCCAGUUCCUUACCGGCCUCCCCUUCUCCAUCCCUGGGGACGUCAUCAGCCAAGCUGGAAGCCAUUAAUGAACUGAUUCGUUUUGAUCACGUAUAUACAAAGCCCUUAGUCUUAGAGAUGCCCUCUGAGACCGAGAGCGAAGCCAAUGUGGUAGUGAAAAUUGAGGAAGCACCUUUCAGCCCCUCAGAGAAAGAUCACCCUGAAUUCACUGUCUCAGUGAAGGAAGAACUUGUAGAAGAUGACUUCAUUCCAGAGCUGGGUAUCUCAGAUCUGCUUUCAACCAGCAACUGCCUGAAGCCAUCUUGCUGCCUGCUGGAUGCGUACAGUGACUGUAGCUGUGAGGGGUCCCCUUCUCCCCUGAGCGACAUGUCCUCCCUGCUUGAUGCAGACCAUUCUUGGGAGGACCCUUUUGCCAGUGAACUCUUUCCCCAGCUGAUUAGUGUCUAAGGAGUGAUCCGGUGCUGAUGCUCUGACUGUGACACUGCCUGGAGGACAGCACAAGGCCUGUGCUUCACCCAGAAAGCCAAAGUAGAGGGGGUGCGGUCCUAGAGAAUCCCUCUAAAGUAUUUGUUCAAGCCUCCUAGGUCACCCCAAGUAUUGUCUUUUGACCUUUAGUGGUCCAGGGUACGUAGAUACAUUACUAUGAUCCAGAAUUACAGCUUCUGAGGGUGUACCUUGAUCUUAAGGGCGGUGGUUUGCCCUGAAGUACUUACACAAGGGUCACGCGAUAAGUGUUUCAGACAUGGAGUUAACGAAUGGUCCUUCAUCAAUUUCUCUUUUCCCUUCUCAGCAUCCCAGGCUUGCCUCCGACUUUAGGUCCUUUAGUUUGCUUCUGCAAGCGGAACACCUACCUGAGGGGGCUCCUUUUCCCUCAUGUACAGUUCAAGUACAGAUCAAGAAUCUUUAGUAAAAUUACGGACAGCUACUAUGUAAACGCUCGAUGAAAUCUUUCCGUGCUAGUGUGACUUUGGACGGUGCUUUCUCCAUUUAUUUAAAACUACCUGUGCAAUUAAAAAGUACAAUGCA